This is a messenger RNA of Boleophthalmus pectinirostris (great blue-spotted mudskipper), 1605 nucleotides long. Its product is annotated as potassium voltage-gated channel subfamily G member 4-like. NCBI's taxonomy places the organism in Eukaryota, Metazoa, Chordata, Actinopteri, Gobiiformes, Gobiidae. The coding region runs from base 1 to 1605 and encodes 534 amino acids. The record is from RefSeq and is a predicted model, not a curated record. The transcript has 5 exons. Gene Ontology annotation, biological process: protein homooligomerization; potassium ion transmembrane transport. Gene Ontology annotation, cellular component: membrane; voltage-gated potassium channel complex. Gene Ontology annotation, molecular function: delayed rectifier potassium channel activity; protein binding.
AUGCCGAUCAUCAGCAACGCCAACCAUGACUUCAGCACGUACUCGGUCAGCAGUGAUGACAGCAGCGUGGACCGAUUCUUCACCGAAAUCCCAGAGACUGAAACCAUUAAAGGGGUGUACUACCAACGAGCACGACGUCUAUGGGACCAUAAGGCCACAGCGCGAGUGGACCACAGCCUGCAGGUUCUGAUAAACGUCGGGGGGAACCGUUACGCGUUCCCCUGGUCGACCCUGGAGCAGUUUCCUCAGAGCAGACUGGGCCGGCUCAGGUUCUGCUCCAGCCCAGAGGAGAUCUCCAGACUCUGCGACGACUACGACGAGACCAGGAAGGAGUAUUUCUUUGACCGCAACCCGACCGCCUUCAGGGUGAUCCUAAACUUCCUGGCGGCGGGGAAGCUCCGCCUCCUCCGCGAGCUGUGCGCCGUCUCGCUCCACGAUGAGCUGGACUACUGGGGCGUGGACCCGGCCCACAUGGAACGCUGCUGCCGCCGAAAGAUGAUCACCCGAGUGGACGAGAAGAUGGAGAAGGACCGAAAAGACGAAGAGUGGAGACAGAAGAAGUUCAUUAUGCAGAGGAAGAGCCUGGACAUCGGGCAGGGCUAUCACAGGGUGGUGUGGAUGGUGCGUGAGAUCAUGGAGAACCCUCACUCUGGAAUCCCCGGGAAGAUCUUCGCCUGUUUGUCCGUCAUCAUGGUGGUGGUGACCGUGGUGAGCCUCUGCAUCAGCACCAUGCCGGACCUGAGGGCCGAGGAGAAGAAGGGCGAGUGUUCUCAGAAGUGCCAUAGCAUGUUCGUGGUGGAGUCCAUCUGCGUGGCUUGGUUCACGUUCGAGUUCCUCCUUCGCUUCAUCAACGCUCAGAGCAAGCUGGACUUCGUGCGCGGGCCUCUCAACAUCAUCGACGCCGUGGCCAUCCUGCCCUACUACGUCUCCCUGGUGGUCGACCUCCGCGAGCCCAGCCCCGAGGAGCUCCAUCUGGGCAUCACGGCGAGCGCGGGGCGGGGCUACCUGGAUAAGCUCAGCCUCAUCCUCCGCUUGCUACGCGCGCUGCGAAUUCUCUACGUGAUGCGGCUCGCCAGGCACUCCUUGGGUCUACAAACGCUCGGGCUGACCAUGCAAAGAAGUAUGCGCGAGUUUGGCUUGCUGCUGCUGUUCGUGUGCGUCGCCGUCGCGUUGUUUUCGCCGUUGGUGCACUUGGCGGAAAGCGAGCUGGCGCCGUUCACCGCCACGCCCCAUCACCACUCGUUCAGCAGCAUCCCGGCGUCCUACUGGUGGGCGAUUAUUUCCAUGACGACGGUGGGGUACGGGGACAUGGUGCCGAGGAGCAUACCGGGACAGAUCGUGGCGCUGACGAGUAUCCUGAGCGGGAUCCUGAUCAUGGCGUUCCCGGCGACGUCGAUAUUCCACACGUUUUCCCGGUCGUACCAGGAGCUGAAGGCGGAUUACGAUCGGCUGUGGAAGGAGGAGGAAGAGGAGGGGGCGGAGGGAGAAGGGGAGAAGAGCCAAGAUGGAGGACAGAGUUCAGAUCAAGAUCAGCUCCUGGCGGAAACCAGAGGAGACCAGGAGGCGAUGAGGCAAAACGCAACUCUUCCUUCGACGGCUUUUUAA